AUGGGAAUUCACGGUCUGUUCAAACUCAUGUCUGAUAAUGCCGCAACGGCAAUCACGACUCGCGAAUUUAAAAACCUUGUUGGCAGAAAAGUAGCCAUUGAUGCAUCCAUGUCACUCUAUCAAUUUCUUAUUGCAGUGCGUCAAGGUGAUGGUCAACAAUUGACAGACAGCUCUGGUGAAACAACCAGUCAUUUGGUGGGCAUGUUUUACCGUACUUUACGCAUUGUUGAGAAUGGAAUUAAGCCAGUAUAUGUUUUUGAUGGCAAACCUCCAGAUCUCAAAGGUGGUGAACUUGCCAAGCGUCUGGAACAACGUGAAAAGGCGCAAAAGGCAGCCGAGGAACUGAAAGAAACAGGAACUGCAGAACAAAUCUCAAAGUUUGAACGACGCACAGUCAAAGUCACUCGUCAACAAAAUGAUGAAUCUAAGCGGCUGCUCAAACUUAUGGGCAUUCCUUAUAUUGAAGCUCCUGGUGAGGCCGAAGCCCAAUGUGCAGCACUAGCAAGAGCUAAAAAAGUAUAUGCUGCAGCAAGUGAAGAUAUGGAUACACUGACGUUUGGAGCGCCUGUAGUACUGCGGUACUUGACUGCGGUGGAAUCUAAAGGAAUACCCAUUACAGAGAUUACAUUAGAUACGGUUUUGCGAUCGUUAGAGCUUGACCAAGACCAAUUUAUUGAUUUGUGUAUUUUGCUUGGGUGUGAUUACUGUGAGUCGAUUCGAGGUGUGGGGCCCGUGACAGCUUUUAAGCUCAUCAAGGAAUACAAAUCUUUGGAGAAAAUAAUAGAGCACAUUAAAAGCAAUCCAAAGAGUAAGUAUAAAGUGCCUGAGGAUUGGCCGUAUGAAGCUGCACGUGAACUGUUUAAACACCCAGACGUUCAAGAAGCUUCCAAGCUGGAGAUCAAGUGGACACAGCCAGAUGUGGAGGGUCUAGUUGAUUUCCUUGUUAAAGAAAAGGGGUUUUCGGAGGCACGCGUACGCAAGGGAGCCGAGAAGCUGACCAAGGAGAAUACUGGAGCAAUGCAGGGCCGAUUAGAGGAUUUUUUCAAAAUCAAGUCAGCGCCGCAGAGCGGCAAGGACCUUAAGAGUGCAAACAAGCGGAAAAAGGCAGCAGAGGAUGCAAAGAAGAGUAAUAAACGUGUCAAGGUGACUCGAAAGAAAUAA
Molecule: messenger RNA, 1161 nt
Organism: Magnusiomyces paraingens
Lineage: Eukaryota; Fungi; Ascomycota; Dipodascomycetes; Dipodascales; Dipodascaceae
Exons: 3
Coding region: 1-1161 (386 amino acids)
Cellular component (GO): cytoplasm; nucleus
Molecular function (GO): 5'-flap endonuclease activity; 5'-3' exonuclease activity; DNA binding
Source: RefSeq, a predicted model, not a curated record